Messenger RNA from Annulohypoxylon truncatum, 4278 nucleotides. RefSeq names its product bromodomain and PHD finger-containing protein. The coding region runs from base 261 to 3812 and encodes 1183 amino acids. Gene Ontology annotation, biological process: regulation of transcription by RNA polymerase II. The transcript is spliced from 3 exons. NCBI's taxonomy places the organism in Eukaryota, Fungi, Ascomycota, Sordariomycetes, Xylariales, Hypoxylaceae. The record is from RefSeq and is a predicted model, not a curated record.
GACUACUUUUCGACCUUUCUCAACCACUUCUCCUCAACCUCGACUGUAGAAAACGAUAAUUUUCGUCGAGCAAAAAGCACCCCGAUCUUCCCAGUGUUUUUGCGAACCAUUUGCCAUAUCGGAGUGAUACUUCUCAAAUGCCUGUUUGCCGACUUGAUCCGCAUGAUAAUCCCCCUCGCCUGCUACUUGCGACGCGCUGAUUAGGGCCACCUUAUCACCAUAUUAUUCACUCUAUAAAUCAUCCGAAUACCCGAGGAACGAUGGCGCCUAGCCCGAGGACACCAAGGCAAUCUGCCCUCUCACGCCCGCGCGGCCGACCGAAAGGUUCUAUUAACACUGUGCGACGCGUCCGAGACGGCAGCAUCGUAGCCGCCACUGAGCCGCCCUCGAAGCGACGACGAUAUACGACUAAUGGUCCUGGAAGUGCCAGUCGAUUCGCUGAUCAGGCAGGCAACGAAAAUGGUGAUUCAGCCAUCGCGACGACUAGCCGCUCGAGAGCGCGCCACAGUUCUCAGAACGGUGCGGCAUCCCCCGCUAUCUACCCCAGGCGCGAACGAAGCACCCGAACCCGGCACACAACCCGAAUUCAGCCAGACGACGAGAUGCAGAUUAGUUCUGCAGCCGCAGUAGCUGCCGUCGUACAGAGCGAGGGAUACAAACCCAGAGAAGAGCGCGGGUGGGAAGAAUUCCACCCGAACCUUGAUAUAGAUGGCACUUUCAUGAUGUUUCAUGCCGAAGAUGUCGAUGGAACCGCCAAGCCAGUUCCAGAGACACCAUCAGCUAAGAUAACUGGCAUGGAUAAUAACGAUGUUGGUACUCCGUCGAAGGAUCCCAAUGCCGCGGCUGCUUCUCUCUUGAGUGCACCCAAUGCCACGGUCAACACUGCUGUAACUCCAAGUGCCCCAUCUACAACUCCAAGACGACGUGGUGGUCGACUACCACGAGGAGAGUCCCUAUACGCCAUCCGUGGGGAUCAACAGAUUCCCCCAAAUACACCAACCCCGCUUCCCAUCCACGGUCAGAAUAACAAGGAGAAACUCGAUCUUAAGCAGCCGUCGUAUCGGAAAACGGACCGCAUAUUGCUUUUUGAGAGCAAGACGUUCGGUCAGGCUCGAUAUGUCGACAAGGCAAUGAUGAAUGUCGGAUACCAAGAGAGCGAUAACUUCAUUCGACCGGAUAGGAAAUUGAUCAAGGCGAGUGAUGCAAACAUCGAAGAUGAAGCGGAUCAGGCCGCUAUUGUCAAAAUCGAUGCGGAGCCGAUGCCUCAGCCAACUAACAGUUUAGGCCGCGUCGAAUAUGACAUGGAUGAACAAGAUGAUAUGUGGCUAGAGGCGUAUAAUACGCAUAGAAAGUCGCAGGGCUGGAAUCCGGUCACUCGUGAGGUUUUCGAGAUCACCAUCACGAAGAUUGAGAAGGAGUGGCACGCGUUGGAAAAGAGAAUUCCAAAGCCCAAUCCAAAACCGCCACAGACUCAUCGACCUCGAUCUAGUUCAGCUGCGGCUGUUAAUGGCGAGCCGCAAGCGGGCGAAGAACAGGAUAGCAAGUGCGCAAUUUGCGACGAUGGAGAUUGCGAGAACACGAACGCAAUUGUGUUUUGUGACGGAUGUGAUCUUGCGGUCCACCAAGAGUGCUAUGGAGUUCCAUUUAUUCCGGAGGGUCAAUGGCUUUGUCGGAAGUGCCAGCUUAUUGGCCGUGGUAUCCCGACUUGCAUUUUCUGCCCCAACUCUGAUGGUGCUUUCAAACAGACGAAUUCCUCGAAAUGGGCACAUUUGCUCUGCGCCAUGUGGAUUCCAGAGGUGACAUUGGGCAACCACACCUUUAUGGAGCCGGUCAUGGACGUGGAUAAGGUCCCGAAGAGCCGCUGGAAGUUAACCUGUUACAUCUGCAACCAGCAGAUGGGUGCCUGCAUACAAUGUGGUAACAAAGUAUGCUAUCAGGCCUUCCAUGUGACAUGUGCCCGACGAGCCCGUCUGUUCCUGAAAAUGAAGAAUAGCUCGGGAGCUUUGGAUGUUCUUGAUGGGAGCACGAAUCUGAAAGCGCUUUGCGAUAAACAUUGUCCUUCCGAAUAUGCCAAGGAAAACGACGUAGUUCGGGCUACUAAGAGGGCCAAGAAGUUCUACAAGAAGACGAUGAAGGAUCGCAUAUGGGCUAAUAGUCAGGCCAAAGCCAUGACUAUUGCGGCGUCGCACCGGAAUGCGAUAACUGAACAUCCACCGGACGAAUCCCAAAUGACCGGGGCUAAACUUUCAGCCGUCCUUGGGGAUAAGAAAGGACAGGCUGGAAAAUCAAUAUGGAAGCUACCGUCCGGAGCUCCUGUGAUACCCCAGGCCGUUUUCGAGAAUGUUGAAGCUUCUCUGCAGCGCUUCAACUUCCUUAAGCGUAAGGAAUUCGCGAGCGAUGCUUGUCGCUAUUGGACGUUGAAGCGUGAGAUGCGUCGUGGUGCUGCACUACUCAAGCGCUUACAGCUGCAAAUGGAAUCAUUUUCUUCUAUGGAGCUCACUCGACGUAACUUCGCAGCCAUGGGUCCUUCCGGUAAGGCUCGGCUGUCAAGACGAAUCGAAUUUGCACAUACCCUCAUCGAGGAUCUAGAGCAGCUCAAGGCCCUAUCGGAGUCAAUAGUCCGGAGAGAGCAGAGCAAACUCGAAGCUGCAGAGAUGGAACAAGAAUUCGUCGAUACGUGCUACUUUCCUGUUCAUAAGAUGCUUCCUCCUAUCGUGGAGAAAGCUAUUGCGCUAGAUAAGAACCUUUUCCACGAAGGCCUUCUGAAGCUUUCCAACCGAAUAGAUGAACGAUUCUACACUACGACCUUGACUUUUACUCAUGACCUCUGCGAGGUAAUCAAUGUCGGGAUCAACACUGAACCUAAGCCUCAGUCUGAGUCACAACAGAAAACUGGUCUUAUCGUCCCAACCGUGUCCAAGUCUGACUUUUCUGAUUUUCGAGAUCGGAAGAAGCUGGGUAAAAGAAUUCUUAAGUCGAUUCAACCACAGCUGGAGACGGCACUUCGUCUCGAGUCAGAAGCAGCCCACAAGUCAUUUGAAACGAUGCGACAAGAACUAGAGUCCAUGAUGGAAGCUAGCCUAGAAUUACGGCAGCAAUUCCUUAAUCAGGGCAGCGGGGAAUCUGAGCGAAGUAGAGAUGUUAUCAUGGUUGAUUCGUCGGCCCCAGAGAUCACUGUUGGCGGCGAAGCGGACGGUCCUGCUGCCAUUGGGGAAACCUCGGGGGAUGUGCCUAUGACUGGAAUGAGUAUUGCAGGUGGUAAUGGCAAUAUCGAAGUCAACACAUCUGGCUUGGAUGGAGACGAGAUGGAUGGCGUUGAAUCGACCACCAAAACCUUGUCUUUUCGAGAAGCGCCAGUAACCGAAAGCAAACCAGAAGCACUGUCAGUUGAUGGCGCACAAGCGAUAGACACUCCACCAGCGACAAAUGGUUAUGUGGGCGCAGCGCCUUCAUUGCAACCCGCGCCUCCUACACCUCCUCAAUCCAACGGGAGUUUAGGACACCAACCCACCGAUCCGCUCACUGAUGGCGGAGUUGUGUGGUAUCUACAUGACUUCGAACCCGAGGGCACCUCCGCUAUUCAGGAGCAGUGGCAGGGAAGAGAUGCUGUCCGCAGCCUUAGCGAGGAGCUCUCCGAGAUUGAUGAAGAUGAGCUGAAGGGCCUCGGCGUCGAGAUCAACGAGGAUAGUAUCACGGCAUCUCCGGCAAACACCACCGAGACGGCAGAGCCAGCCCCUACCGGAAUCGUCAGUCCUACGAAGAAGACGACGACUAAAGCAAGGAAACGUAAGGCGCCUGCUAGAAGACGGUAAUGCGGAGGGCUCUUAAUAAUGUAUUCAUAAAUCGUACUCUAAUUCGCACUUUCUGACUUUUUUUUUAAUCCUCCCAUAUACUGUACUUACAGACUCAAGAACCGGCUCAGGCCGGGUUCGCUCAAGUUUAUUCUAUCGGCUAUUGUUUUUUACGCAGCACAAUUCACGAGACGGGUUCUAGGGAGGUCGAAUGGCUAUAUACUUCGGAGUUAGAAGGAGUCGGCGCGACUUUUCACCAGACUUGCAAGUCUUGUUAAUUGAGAGGCUAUUUGCUAGGUAUGAAAGGCGUAAGGGAAACGGUCGGGUUAUCGGUGUGCGUGCGUGCGUAUGGUCACUCUUAUCUGAGGUUCUUCCGGGCUCGUCGCUUAGUUCAUUACGGCGGCUUUUACUAUGUGUGUUGUGAGAGGAGCCCUUCUAAGAGACUUAGUUCAAGUUCCUAGAUUCUUAACAAUCGGUUCCUUAUUCA